ACCCGUCAGUAACCGCUGGUAUGUAGUCGCCGAGCCUUGAAAUAUUUUAUUUCUAUUCUACCUCCAAUUGAGAUCUAACAACGGGUUCCCCCAUCACUUCGUAUAGGUCAAAGUUUGCCCAAGAUGUCGCAAGAUAAGCCGUUACCAUUCGUAUACACCUUCGCCGCAGGUGCCGUCGCUGGCAUCUCGGAGAUUCUGACUAGGUAUCCUCUCGAUGUUGUGAAAACCCGAGUACAACUUCAAACGGGCAAGGGAACUGGCGCAGACUCUUACAAUGGUAUGAUGGACUGCUUCCAGAAGAUUGUUCGAAAUGAAGGGUUCUCGAGAUUAUACAGAGGUAUCACCGCCCCUAUUUUGAUGGAAGCCCCAAAGCGUGCUACCAAGUUCGCCGCCAACGAUGAGUGGGGCAAGUUAUAUCGCAAGGCCUUUGGCGCUGAGAAGAUGAACCAGUCACUCUCAAUUUUGACUGGCGCGUCUGCUGGAGCUACCGAGUCCUUUGUCGUUGUGCCUUUCGAGUUAGUCAAGAUUCGGCUGCAGGACAAGGCCUCAGCAGGCAAAUAUUCCGGCAUGAUCGAUGUCGUUGCCAAGACGAUCAAGAAUGAAGGUAUUCUAGCCAUGUACAAUGGUCUCGAGAGUACCCUUUGGCGACACAUACUCUGGAAUGCCGGCUACUUCGGCUGUAUUUUCCAGGUCAAAGAGCUUCUACCCAAGGCCGAAACCAAGCAAGGCGAGAUCCUCAAUGGUCUCAUCUCUGGCUCGGUUGGUGGUACAGUUGGCACGAUAAUCAACACGCCAAUGGACGUGGUCAAGUCACGUAUCCAGAACAGCCCUAAAAUCGCCGGAACGGUGCCCAAGUACAACUGGGCUUGGCCUGCUUGUGCGACCGUGAUGAAGGAAGAAGGUUUCGGUGCUCUGUAUAAGGGUUUCCUGCCUAAGGUCCUAAGACUUGGACCAGGAGGAGGUAUCCUGCUCGUCGUUUUCACGGGCAUGAUGGAUUUCUUCCGAUCGAUGAAGGGAAUAUAGACCUCUUCAUCUUAGUCAAGAAUAUAUGUGAUACCUUCAAUCUGGUCAUCGGUUUGUACAUUGCCUACGAUAGAUACGUUUAUAGAGACAGAUACCUACUACCUGCCUUCCUCGAAAUUAUGACCAUGCUGCCCUAUGCUAUGGGCACACUAUUGUAUUACUACACAAAAUAUCAAGUUGGACACGCUGAAUGAUAUUAGGAG
Annulohypoxylon maeteangense is the source of this 1226-nucleotide messenger RNA. RefSeq names its product mitochondrial 2-oxodicarboxylate carrier 1. NCBI's taxonomy places the organism in Eukaryota, Fungi, Ascomycota, Sordariomycetes, Xylariales, Hypoxylaceae. The coding region runs from base 124 to 1023 and encodes 299 amino acids. The record is from RefSeq and is a predicted model, not a curated record. The transcript has 7 exons. Gene Ontology annotation, biological process: transmembrane transport.